UCCUCUUCUCUGUGGGCUGCAGGGGCUGAUGGGAGCUUUGGUUCCUCUGCUAGAAACCACGUGGCCCUGGUCUGAUCUCUCAGCUCGUCCUUGUUUGGCCUCAGCUGCAUCAGAGCGCCACUUCUCCCCAGGUUCACCAGAGGAAACUCCACUGCACACAAUGCUUUUCCUCCCAGCUGCUGCUCUGUGCUGGCUGGGUUCAGCGCUGGCUGCCAUGGCAACACACCUGGUUCAGGACGAUUUAACUCUGACCAGGAGAACCGGGCAGAGCGUCUCCUUCAGCUGUGGAGGAACUGAUCAGUGUGGUAGUAAUUAUGUUUACUGGUACCAGAAGAAAGAAACAGAAACAUUCAGAGCUAUUCUCUAUAUCUCCAGUGGUGGUAGCCCAACAAAACCUUACAAUCAUCCUCAGCAAGAUGAUUUCUCAGCUGAGAGAGAUCGGAGCAGCAGUUCGUUGAAGAUCAACAAAGUUAAACUGGAUCAUUCAGCCUCCUACUACUGCGGCUGUUGGAAGUCUGGUUCCCACACUGCAUCAGAGCGCCACUUCUCCCCAGGUUCACCAGAGGAAACUCCACUGCACACAAUGCUUUUCCUCCCAGCUGCUGCUCUGUGCUGGCUGGGUUCAGCGCUGGCUGCCAUGGCAACACACCUGGUUCAGGACGAUUUAACUCUGACCAGGAGAACCGGGCAGAGCGUCUCCUUCAGCUGUGGAGGAACUGAUCAGUGUGGAUCCUGCUGCAUCAUCUGGACCGGUUCCCCUCAGCCGACCCGUUCAGCAGCAGACUGGUUUCUGUGGAGGAUACUGGUACUGUUUGGUUCUGGAACCAGACUGGAUGGAACCGGUGAUCCGGUAGUGAAGCCCAUGGUGAGCGUGUACCCAGCAGCAUCCAGCGCCCGGCGGGGCAGGAGGGGCUUCCUGCUGUGUCUGGCCUCAGGCAUGUUUCCUCCUGAGGUCAAGUUCACCUGGAAAAGACUGGAGGACGAUGGAGAGAAAGAUCUGACCUCUGGAGAGCAGCUGGAGCUCAGAGAGCCGAACCGCACCGCCUCCAUCUUACUGGUGGACCGGGAUCUUCUCAGCACAUCUAGAUACCGCUGCUCUGUGCAGCAUGAGGGGGGCCCAGUGGAGGCCCCUACAACACAAGAGGUUUGUCCCUGGAUCCUGAUGAUCCUGAACCGAGUGAAGCUGCUCUGCCUGCUCUACUCAGUGCUGAUAGUGAAGAGUCUGGUGUACUGCAGUGGCCUCUCUCUGCUGAUGGUCCUCAGGAACAAGGGCCCGGCCCCCAGCUGCAGCUUCUCCUGCUUCAUCGCUGCUGAGUGAUUUUUUAGGGUUUUCUGACUCCAGUGGCCUUGAUUCACAGGUGUGGUGAUGGUGUAGGAGUAAAAUGUGUAACUGAUCAACGUAGGCCUCAGUUCUCGACGCUGCCUGUUCACCUGAGCUGCAUAUCUUUUCCCCUCUCUCAUAACUCACUUUCCUGUCAGAUCACUGCUGAUUUAUUGUUUUAAAGCUUCUUUACAUUUAAGUCAAACAUUAAGAGAAUCAUUUUGUUCCAGUUUUUCAGAUUUUGUUAAUUAUUUCCAUCCAGAUGAUGACUUGUUCCUGUCAGUCUGUGAUGUUAUAAUUUUAUAGAUUGAUUUAGAUCUUUUCAGAUUUUUUUCUUUCUGCUUCUUAUUUGAUCCUUUGUUGUUAACAGUUUUAUCUUUAUUUCAUAGUAAGAACUUUGUGUAA
Xiphophorus maculatus (southern platyfish) is the source of this 1726-nucleotide messenger RNA. RefSeq lists its product as uncharacterized. The coding region runs from base 29 to 1318 and encodes 429 amino acids. The transcript is spliced from 7 exons. The record is from RefSeq and is a predicted model, not a curated record. NCBI's taxonomy places the organism in Eukaryota, Metazoa, Chordata, Actinopteri, Cyprinodontiformes, Poeciliidae.